GUGUUUCGUAAUAAAACUAACUACAUUUCAUUUUAAAUUAACAAAAAUAUUGUAAUUUACAAAACAGGAAGCAGCUAUAUAAUGUCGUACACAUUGUUUAUCGUUAACGUGGUAACGGCGUCGUUAAUGUAACAAUGACAGUUUGUUUAUUAGCAGUUCCACACAGAUAUACCAUGACGACUCAAAACACACUUAAAAAGGUUCAAUAUAUAUAAGGUUAAACUGCUGUUUUAGUUAGCCUGUUCAAAACUUGGUGGUUAGCUAUAGUCUAGUAUAUGCACAUCACCAUUGACAAGAUGACUCCAACAGCUGGAAGUUACGCAGUGCUAGCCACUCGGCGCAAAACAGAACAUGUGGACUGGCGAAAGAUAGCUGCACUAAACAUAGAGCAAAUGUAUCAGACAUUUGAUUACAACACACUCCAGGAGAAUAUCUACAGCAUAACAUUUUGUGAUAUAGAACAAGAAGUGGACAAUAAAAUAAUUGACCCAAAUUAUAUCAAGUUAUUUAAGUUAUCUCAGUUAAUUAUUGAAUAUUUAUUGAACUCACAAGAAUACUUAACUCACCAACUGGGAAGUGUGGAAGAGAGAAUCAAGAAGCAUGAACAGAAGGAGAAUGAACUCAAGCAACAGAUUGAGAAACUACAGAAGGAGCUUUCUAAAGUCAGCAAGGAGAGUCACAAGAGGAAGAAACUGUUGAUGGCCCAACAGCAGCUCAUUCAUGGUGUACCUGGGAAUUACCAUAAGUGUCCUUAUUGUCCGAAAGCAUUUCUACAUCACUCAUACUUACAGACCCAUUUGACAAAGCGACACAGUGACCUCACAGUGGUCCCUACCACUGCAGUAAACACAGAUGGUGACAGUAGUAGUGGCCAUGGCAGUGGUAGUCGUAGUAUCGUGCCAACAUCAGAUACUAACAACUUGGCUUUUGAAAAGGAACUGAAGUUGCUCAGGGAUCAUCUGCAAGCCUUUGAAGAAAGAGACACUCAAAAACAUAAAGAGAUUGCCAAUAUGUGGAAGUUAUUCCAUGAAAGGGAUUUGCAAUAUGAAGCCAAUCUUAAAGAAUUAAUGAAAAAAUUUUCUGUCAAGCAAACAAAUUUGGGUGCCAUCCGUGAUGAUGAUGAUGAAGUCGAUGCUGUUCCUCAAGCCUUACCAAAGAAUAUGUCAAGACGAGUAGUUCAAGACAGCAACAAAAAGAAAAAGUCAGUAGUGUUAGCUCAUCAGGAAAACAAAGCUGUAAUUUCUGCAGCACCGAAAGAAAGUCAGGAAGAUUUAGCUGUGUUCAGAAAGGAAACCAAACUUUCAGAGAAACUAUUGCAGAAAAAGAUUCAAAACCUUGAGAAAAACUUCACUUCACACUUGAAAGAACAAGAGAAAAUGUGGCAUUUGCAGAUGGAGGAAUUGAAGAAAAAGCAUGAAGAGGAAAUGUUACAGAAGAGCCAGGAGAAAAUCCAGCAGAACAAAAAGAAGGCCCCCACUGUGACCAAAGCUGCUAAAAGGAAGCUGAACUUCUUCCAAAAGUCUGAAAAGUCAGCAAUAUCAAAGAAACAGACUCUUCCUUUGGAAAAGAAAGCAUCAGUGGACACAUUCAGUUUUCACAUAUCUCCAGUGAAGGAUAGAGAUGCUGACAGAGUAAUAGAUAUGGUUGAGGAAAUUGAAAACAUUGAAGAGGAUGAUAACAAUGAUGAGGAGGAGGAGGAAGAAGAAGAAGAGGAGGAGGAGGAGGAGGAGGAGGAAGAAGAAGAUGAUGAUGAAGAUGAGGAAGAAGAUUUAGAAAGAACUAAUGAUGAUGACCAUGGUACCCAAAACAGUCUCUAUGAUACCCAAUCAUACAAUGAGCUGAUGCAAAAGAUGUACAAGCAAGUAUCUGAAAAUCCAAAGAUUUUAAAAGAAAUGAAAUCAGAAAUGGCCGAUCUGUUGACUGAGAAACUGGAGAAGAUUGGUUUCCCUGCUAGUACCAAAGCAAUAUCAACCAAAAGUUAUCAAGACAAGAUUUCAAUCCUCAAGAAAGACAGAGUCAACAAAGCCAAGAAAUACCCUGAUUUUUAUAAAGAACAUAAAAGACUUGAUGAACUCGUCAACACCAUUGCUAAGAAAAAAUUACAAGCUUCAGAGAAAAGUAUGAAAACUGUGAAAGAUAGUAAAACUGUUGUAAAAGCUCCAAAAGUUCAAAGCCCCCAACAAACUGUAAGAUUUAAUUCAAAGAAGAACAGCAGCAACAGCAACAAGAUGCCAAAGAAGCAACAGCAACCAAAGCAACAACAAGCAUCACAUCGGCCAAUUGAUACCUUUGCUUCAAGACCCAUUAUUUCGAAAGCUGAAAUUCAUUCUCAAGGGGCAUCCAGUAGCCAUGAGCCAGUAUCAUCAAUACGAAAAUCUACAGCAACAAUGUCAAAUGGUCCAAAGCAAAAGCCAACAAUACCUUGGAGUGAGAGCGAUGACAGUGAUAAAGAGAAAACUGAUUCAUGGACUGAUACUGAUGUUUCCUCCCUUCUGAAUGACCAACAUUAUAACACUCCAGCCAAGUCCCCUGCAACCCCAGCAAGGAGUGUAGCCCUUGACAAAGCUCAGCCAUCACAUCUUGCGGAGUACCCUAAAAAGCAGCCAGUUCCUUUGCCCCGUAAAAAUGUCAGUUCUGAUUUUGAUGCUGAAGACAGCAGUGAUUUCGAUGUAGGAAAUAGUCUAACUGGUCAUUCUAAAAAGACCCUAAAUCGUCCAACAGCAAUUCCUACAAAGGGUACAAAGGUUGCUGAGAUUGGGAAUAUGAUUCAGUCCCAACUUGAGAAUCGACCACAUGUCAAAUUUCCUGGUGCUGUUGAUUUGAUGAAGAAACCAGAAUAUACAGAGGCUGAUGACUCUGACUUUUCAAAGAUUUCUCUCUUGGAUGAAGAUAUUAACGAUAACAGACUCAGAAAUCCAAAAUAUACAUCCACACCAGCUAGCCGCACAGCUCUUGACACUGAGGUCUCUACUAACACCUACAGUACCAGUAAGUGGGGAUCCUCCUCUAAAGUGGUCAGCUCCUUGAGCAGUUUUGACUCCACCUAACACAUGUGCUGAAUCUUCCCGUCAACUCAAGUGGGUCUUUCCACUUUGACUUCUACUGUUAUCAACCACAGAGAAAUGUUUACAAUCCAAAAAUUUCGAUAUAUGAUCCUGUCAUUUAUGAUUUUUUUUAUUGUUAGUUUUUGCUGCUGCUGCUGCUGCUGCUUCUACUACUACUACUACCACCAUCACCACCACCACUACCAUCAUCAUCAUCGUCAUCAUUAUUAAUUUUAUUAUACAGAAUUGUCAAAGCGUUAGAAAAAUUUGCUUUGCCUUAUUCGUGCUUGCUCUGCAUUCUGAGCUCAAAUCCUGCUGAAGUCAACUUUGUUUUUCAUCCUUUCAGGGUUGGUAAAAUAAGGCACCAGUCACAAACCGGAGUCAAUGCAAAUGACUUUCCCUCUUCCCCAAGUCUGCUAGCAUUGUGCCAAAAUUUGAAACCAUUAUUAUCAUUAUUAUUAUUAUAAUUAUAUAAGGUGGCCAGCAUGCAGAAUCAUUAGCAUGCUGGAUGAAAUGCUUAGCAGUAUUUCGGCCGUUGCUACGUUCUGAGUUCAAAUUCCGCCAAGGUCGACUUUGCCUUUUGUCCAUUCGGGUUCGAUUAAUUAAGUACCAGUGAAACACCGGGGUCAAUGUAAUUGACCAGUUCUCUCCUCACAAAUUUGAGGCCUUGUACCUUUAGUAUAAAGGAUUAUUAUAAUUAUUAUUAGAUGGUGAGCUGGCAGAGUCAUUACUAUACUGGACAAAAUACUUAAUGACAUUUCAUGUCUUUACAUUCUGAAUUCAAAUUCUGCUAAGGUCAGCUUUGCAUUUCACCCUUUCAGGGCCAAUAGAAUAAGCACCAGUUGAGCACUGGAGUCGAUGUAAUCAACUAGCUCCCUCCCUAUAAAAUUUCAGACCUUGUGCCUAUAACAGAAAGAAUUAUUAGUAUUGUUGUUGUUGCUCAGAAUUGGUAGAGUACCAGGCAAAAUACCAGUGGUGUUCUGUUAUGUCCCCUUUUCAUUCUGAAGUCCCACUUUGUCAACUUUGUUUUCUAUUACUCACAGGUUGACAAAUUAAAUAUCAAUAAUGUAGAGAAGUCAUUUUAAAAACUAUGUUAGCCAGUCAAAAUUUUAAAAAAUCUUUAUUAUAAUUAUUACUUAGUGGUUUAUUACAAUUUAUUAUAAUUAUUACAUGUGGAUAAUAAAAUUAUUAGUACUUUGUAACAUAUGAAUAAAAUGAUAAUUUAUUUUCAAAUGCAGAAACUCUGUUAGAACAGCAAAAAUUUUGGGUAAAUUACCCUUACAAAACAGAAAAAUUUGUCAACAAAUAGUCAAUUUGACAAAUUUUUCUGCUUUGUAAGGGUAAUUUACCCAAUAUUUCUGUUGUUCUGAUGGCAUUUCUCUGUUUGAAAAUAAAUUAUUUUAUUUGUAUCUUACAAUACAGAUUUCAGUGCUUAUAAAAUAAACAAACGUUUAGUUUGUUUUGUUAGUCUUUAUUAUAAUUAUUGCUAGCAGAUAAUGAUUAAAUUAUUAGUGCUUUCUUACAAUAAAUGGUUUCAAAUUUUGGCACAAAGCCAGCAAUUUGGAGGGUGGGUACUUAUUUUAUCGACCUCAAAAGGAUGAAUGGCAAAGUCGGCUUUGGCGGUAUUUGAACUUAGAACAUAGAGACAGAUGAAAUGCCACUAUGCAUUUCGCCCAGUCUGCUGAUGAUUCUGCCACCUCACCACCUUUUACUUUUUUAUAAUUAUUACUAUAAAAUUAUAAGUGUACCCAGCAAAAUAUAUCAGGCAAUUAGUUACAUCUCUUUGUCUUGAGUUCAAAUCCUGCUGUAGUUAGCUGGCCUGCCAUGCUUUUAUGACUGACAGAAAAAACUACCAAUUAAGUUUUCACGUUGAUAUAACUGCCUAUUUCCUCUAGCCUCUGUAACUCAAAGGAUAAGUCCUGGUAUCCUUGUACUUUGCUAUUUUCUCUGUACCCCUCAUUGACUUGCUCAUCAUUUGGAACUGUUAAGUCAUUAUUAUUAUUAUUCAGUAGUCUUAAUCUUAUCAUGUUCUUUCACUGCAAUACCAAGCACAGUUCUGUGUGCCUUGGGUAUGUGCACUGGUUUGUUAUGGUGCUCUUAUUUUCAGUUUUGAAAGUGCUCUACAUAGGAUAUGUGCGGUGCCUAGUAGUGCUAUUUUCUGUAUGUUAUAUAGCACUACUAGGCACCAUGCACAUCCUACAUAUUAUCAUUAUUAAGUUUUAUGCCUAUUUCCUCUGUACAUCUGUUCAAAUCUUUAGGGAUAGUUCCUAAUAUACCUACAAUUACAGGGAUUUAUUUUACCCACACUUUCCAUAGCCUCAGUAACUCAAUGGCCAGGUACUCUUCUGUUUUCUCUAUACCUCUCAUAUUGACUUUCUCAUCAUUUGGGACUGUGAACUCAAUUACCUGGUACUUUGUAUUCUUUUUGUCUACUACAACUAAAUCAGGCCUUCUAGCUUCUAUUACUUUGUCAGUCUGAAUGUUUGAAUAUUAUUCGUAUACCUUCAUAACACAGUGUAGGUAAAAAUGCACCAGAGUCUUUAGUCAUAUGUCAAGUCACAACAAGUACCUCAGACAGAUAAUACUUUCCUUAAGAUGCGUGCUGUGCCCAAUAAGGCUGCUUUUUGCAAGACAUCAAUUUUGCAUGGGAUUUCAGUUGCCUUAGGAAGUCUUUAAGUUUCAAUGGAAUUGAGCCCAAUGCUCUGAUCACCACUGGUAUCACUUUUACAUUACCCUAUUAUUAUUAUUAUUAUUAUUAAGGCAGUGAGCUGGCAGAAUCGUAAGCAUGCUAGGCAAAAAUGCUUAGUCAUCACCUUAAUCCAGUAUCAGCAAAUCUAUUGAACUUUAUUGAUCCUCACACACAUACACAUAUGCACACUCACCACAUUCAUCCCCCCACCUUCUACCACCACCACCACCACCACCACCAUAUGUGUCAUCUCCCAGAAUACCUCUCUAAUCAUGUCAUUAUAAUUAUUAUUCCUAAUUAUGUUAAGAAAUAAUUUCUUCUGGGUUACUAAAGAUAACUUUUACUUAUGGGUUGGAGUAGGAGGUCAAUGCUCCUGUUUGAGGUUAAAGGUCAUUGCUUAUGAAACGGGUUUUAACUAAACACAACUGUCACUUGAUAUCAAUAUCACUUGCAUUAACAUCUUAGUUAAUUCUUAAUUAGAUUCAUUAAGUUAUUUCUAAUUGGAAACACUGAACCAAACUAAGAUACCUUGUUAUGUUGAACAUUAACAUGAUUGCCUAUCCUGCUAGCACUAAGUGACUGGUAAGUUAUCUUGUAGAAAUAAAACAACAGAGUUAAAAUAGCAGAAACAAUUUAUAAUAUUGAAUUUGAGGAGAUGGAAAGGCAGGUAACCUAUAAUACAAUUGCUAACGUGAUUGCCAAGCAAACAAUUGAUAGAUAUAUUGGUUUAAGUUCAAUCAGUGUUCAAGUUGUUCUUUUUUGACUCAAACUGGUGCCUAUAUGGCUAAGCACUAACGAUAAUAAUUAUAUAUUUUAUUUUUGUUAUAUUUUACUAAUCAAGAGUUAUUUGUUUUUGUUUUUUUAAAGAAAACGUUUUUUGAAAUAUAUACAAUUAUACUAUGUUCUAUUAUACUACACUGUUUAUUCAUUCUGUCACUAUUAUGACUUUCUCAUUGGUUGUUAUUUUUGGCAACUGGUGAACAUUAAAAAUUUAUACUGCAUGUAAUGAGCAUUCUCUUCCUCUUUCGUUUAUGCACUUUAGUGAACACACAUACACAUAAAUGCAUACACACUCACAUAUUCCCCACUUCUGUCAUCUUCUCAAGUCAAGUUGCUUCCUUUCAAUAUCCUUAUCAGCAACCGUUGCAUAGCUGUCUACUAUUCUCUCUCUCUUUUUUCUCUCUUUCAUUCCUAUCUCUAGAGCUUUUGUAAUUCUAUUCUCUUCUAUCACACUUUCACUCUUACUCAACUUUCACCUAAUAGUUGGGUAGGAAAGAAACAUAUGGAAGCAACCUAGUGUGGAAGGGUCACUCUGUGAGUCUUGCCAAAGACACAACAACCUCUCUAGUGCUGGAGCCUUGAUUAACUACAUCUCAUUCAUUCUGAAAGUAGUUGCUGAUAGAAAAGGCAUCCAGCUGUAGAAAUCAUGUAAAAAUAUGAGACAUCGAAAUGAGACACAGUCUUUCCUAUCUAGGAGGACAGUAACUUUAAAUAAGAGCUCACUUUGACUGUGAUAACAUGCCCAACCUGUGCCAGCAUGCAAAGCAGACAUAAAAUUAUAACCAGGUUGAUCUAUACAUAUAUAUAUAUAAGCAUGCAGACACAUGCACACACAUUCACACACCUUUAAUAGCUGAAUGGUUGCAAAGAAAGAUGAUGAAAUGAACAAGAUCCCCUUUUCCAAAUACCUUUUCGUUACAACCUUGCUACAGUGCAGGUGGUUGGCCAAAAUAUACUCUAAAAAUCCACUAAUCAAGAAGAGAAAUCAUGCAUGUAUGUGCACACACAUACACACAUACACACAUACAUGUUAUAUUGAAAACACAAUUUCAAGUUUGAUCAUAUUUAUUUAAUUCUUUUUAUAUAUAAAAUUUGAGUUGUAGUAUUUCUAUAUUAGAUCUUUGUUUAGUUCAGGUUCCAUUUGCAUUUCUAAAAUUUCUCAAUUUAAAUUUCUGGAUAAAAUGGUUAUAAUGUCAAAUUUGUUGUUUUAUAGUUAGCAUGAAUCUUGGGAAUGAUGCAUUUUUCUUUUUUUUCCUGACAUCAUUGAUGAUUAAAUAUUUCACCAUUGACUCUAAGUUAAUUUCAUUCAUCAAUUUCUGUACUUAGUAUCUUUCAAAAGUACUGUACCUGCGUUAAUUUUUGAUUUAUAUUUUAUCAAAAAAGCUCCUAUUUACUUAUCUUCUCAUUUUUUAUUUACUGAGAAAUUCUGUAUAGAUUGUUUGUAGUCAUGGCUGUAAGGCUAAGAAGCUCACUUUUCAACCAUGUGGUAUUGGGUUCGGACCCGUUGCUCAGCAUCUUUGUCAAGUGUCUACUACUAUAGCCCCAGGCCAAUUAAUGCUUUGUAAGUGAAUUUGGUAAACAGAAACUGUGUGGAUGCCUAUCGUAUAUACUUGACAUGCAAUGUUGGUUUGUUUACAUCUCUGUAACUUAACAGUUCAGCAAAAGAAACCAAAAGAAUAAGUAUCACACUUAAAAUAAGUACUGCAGUCAAUUUGUUCAACUAAACCUUUAGCCUGGCAACUGUCCGAUGACUGAAACAAGUGAAAGAUAAAAGAUAUGAGCCAAAUAGCUCGAAACUGACUGGUCCUACGAUGCUGUCAGCUGCUGGAGGGUGGUAGGGAUUCGCUCCCCCUGCUAGCAAUAUAUUGUAUAUAAAGGGUGCAGAGCAUGCACCAAAAACCAGCUGGUGGACAAUCUGCCAGGGGUUAAACUAGUAGUAACAUUCAUCUGUCACUUUGAUGUGGCUACUCACUUAACUGAUAAAAGAUAAUGCUUUCUAUCUAGUUUUGUUUCGUAUUUCACAGUCUAGUUUACUACAAUAGCUCCUCAUUGUAAAAGUACACAGCACCCUAGUAAUAAAAUUAGGAACAAUUACUCAUUACUGAAAGUAACUUGGAGUUAGCAGCCAAAAAUCUGGUGAUGAUAUCAUCAAUAAUAAAAUCAUGUUCAUGAUCCUUGAUAGACAAGAGAACUUUAUUGAUCUAAAACUAACCUUGGGAUUAACCCUUUUGUUACCAUUAUUUCUGUUGAGAUACACUGCCUUUGUUUCAAAUAAAACUUUCAAAAUAAUAAAGAAUUUGGUAAAAUAAGUAUCUUAUUAAACCUGUAUUUUUAAGGUGGUGAGCUAGUAGAACUGUUAGCUAGCCAGGAAAAAUGUUUAGCAUCAUUUCGAUCAUCUUUAUGUUCUGAGUUCAAAUUUGCCAAGGUCACCAUUGCAUUUCAUUCUUUCAGGGUCAAUAAACUAAGUACCAAUUGCAUACUGGAGUUGAUAUAAUUGACUAGCCCUCUCCAAAAGAAAAUGUUGGGCCUUGUGUCUAUAACAGAAAGGAUUAUUAAGCCUGUAUUUAGAACAUAAAUUAGCUUGAAAUUUUGAUGGAAGGUUUUAAUUUAAAUUGCUUUAAAUCAUGAAAUUUACAUCAUAAAACCAAGGGCAGGCUUAAACGGGUUGGUAUCAAUAAGGUUAAUAAAUGAAUGUGAAUAAGCCUUGAUAAAAAGAUCAAAUUUGCACAUAGUUGUGUUUUCAAUAUAACUUGUUUGUUUAAAAAGAUUUUCUUUUAACAAACUUUAUAUAAAAUCCCACCCUUUUUUUUUCUCCAGUAUCAUACUUUUUAAAAAUUUUCUGUAAUUUCUAAUGUAAAUUUCUUUGUUUUGAUAAAGAGUCAGGGGACCAGUAUAUAGAUUAUUUUGUCAGACCCACAAUGUCUCAGAAAAUCAAAAAGCACAUUCAGUGUGUCAUUUUAUAAUCUACACAUUCUGAUAAGAGUCAUCUUAUGCAAACUUACAACAAAAAUUAUAGAAAUAGAAUAAUAAAUAAAUAUAUAUAAUAUUGUAGUAUAAAUUGACAACUGCGUGGAAACAUUUUUAAUCCUGAAAGGACUAAAAAUGCUAAAAUAAAAUAAAAUAUUCAUAUACUUAUACACAAAUAAUAUUCAUCAUUCUUAAUGUGUUUCUCAUCAAGUUAUCAUUAUUUUGCAAACAUACAAACAUUUUAACUUAUUAUGAAGAUAAAAAUUCCGUCCACUUUGAUUUGUAUAUACAAUUCUGAGAUUUUUUUGAAACCGUCCAUAUGUUUACAUAUGCGUUUAUAUGUAUGCUUCUAUCCAUACAAGUUUUUAAAAUAUAUAAAUAUAAGCAUACGAGUACGUAAUUUUGAUUACACUUUCACUGAAAACUUUUCAAGAAAAAAAUUGUUUUACUUAGAUAUUUACAUAUUUAACCAAUUCACAUAAUCAAAGGAAUUUGUAAGUUUUUAUUUUUAUCUCCAAUCGCCAAAAAUUUAUCCAAGUACUGGUUAUAAAUGCUCAUUGUUUUUAAAUAUACAAACACAUAUGUAAUGUAACUCUGUGUGUGUAUAUGUUGUUGUUUUUUCUGUUUUGUCACUUUCUACAUUUUUCUUUUGAUAUUACAUAUUUCAGCCUAUCCUCAUUCUUCAAUCACCAUUUUUUAUUUCAUAUACUAUUAUUACUCUGCAGUAUCUGGCCUCAAGUUAGAGACACUGCCAUGUCAUGGUUAAGUGUUCAGUUGUAAUCCGUUUAUUAUUUAACAAUGAUAAACAACAGGUAUUUUAUGUUGCUCUUUAAGUAAAAUACAGAUCUUGGUUUGCUGCAAACUACAGUUAAAUUUCUGUUGGAUGAAUCAUGUGAAAUAUUAUCUGCAUUGUAAAGGAACUGCUCUUCAGUAUUCAAUUCCAACAGAGAACUGCCAAUACUUUAAGUGAUGUAAUGUCAUAACCAUUAGUAAAUACUUCAACAGAUUCAGAUAUCAAUUGAUGUUACAAGCAUCAGAGGUCCAAGAUAUGAGGAAGGUUGAUGCAUUACAAACACAAUUAGACUGUGUAGAAGUCAGAAAAUCAAUGAUAGUGAUAUAUUCAUUAUAACAUAAAUGGAUUAGUUUUCAUUAAAUAUCUGUUUAUGUUAAAUUGAAGCAUAUGAUUGUUUUUUUUUUUAUUUUGUGUGUUUGUUUGUUUGUUUGUUUGUUUUAUAUAUAAUAUUUGGAUGCCUAUCACACUUGAUUCAUCCAACUGUAUUGAAGUAUGAGCAAUAACUUCUAUUUAACCUUCAUUUCAGUCUGUUGAGGUUAAGCCAAAACUUAAAGUUAAUACUGGCGAAAUAGCAAUAGAUGGAGAGUACAUUGUAAAUCAUCAAAAUAAAGUGUUGAUUUUGACUUUUUUUACAUUGUUUUACAUUAUCAGUUGUAGAUACAUGCAUUAUAAUGACAUACAUACCAGGGGGCUGCUGAAAAGUUCCUGGCUUUGGGUAAAACAAAAUACAGGAUUUUGUUUAACAUAUUUCCCUCUCAGAUUCACACACGUAUUGAAGCAGUCCUUCAGUUUUUCUAAGCCCUGUAAAAGAACUUGGAAGGUUGGGCCUCCAACCAGGCCUUUCACAAUACCCUUAAAAGCAGGAACUUUUCAGUACUCCAUUGUACAUGUAUGUAUGAAUGUAUGUAUACACUUUUGCUCACAUAUUGAUAUCAACAAAUACAGAAACAUAUACAUGCACACACACACACACACACAUAUACACAUAUAUAUAUAUAUAUAUAUAUAUAUAUAUAUAUAUAUAUAUAUAUAUAAAUAUAUAUAUAUAACACUGCACUAUCUUGCUUUUUUACCGAUAUAUUUUCAUAUUUUGACAAAUACUCAAGUUAUGGUGAAUGUAUACCAGUCAAUUAUAUUUUGUUU
Messenger RNA from Octopus bimaculoides (California two-spot octopus), 11416 nucleotides. RefSeq lists its product as uncharacterized. NCBI's taxonomy places the organism in Eukaryota, Metazoa, Mollusca, Cephalopoda, Octopoda, Octopodidae. Gene Ontology annotation, cellular component: ciliary basal body; cytoplasm. Gene Ontology annotation, biological process: cilium assembly. The record is from RefSeq and is a predicted model, not a curated record.